GGUACAAUAUUUUCGGUUCUGUAGGACAGGAGUGCAAUCUGAAAUUCUUUAUAUAGUUGCCGCGACAACUUGCUUGAUCUGCAGGCGAAUAAUUGUGUAUGAAUUAAAUAGGAAGGAUCGGAUUUCUGCAAUAAUUUGGACUCGAUACGAAGAUUUAGCGAAGAUCGAGCAUGGAAAUUUUAGGCGUAAAAUUUGCACCGUUAAAUGUACCUCUACAAAGAAGACUACAAACGUUAACUGCCGCGAUAUGGAUAUUCAUCACCCUUUUCGGUGCUUUUUGGGGUUACAUAAUCACGGCUUAUCUUCUACUCUACACAGAAACAAUACGUUACUUCCUGGUACCGUACUUCCUUUGGAUGUAUUACGAUUGGGACACCUGCUAUCGUGGCGGUAGAAGUGAAUUAUGGACAAGAGUGGUGAAAAAGAACGUAUUCUGGCAUUAUUUUUGCAAUUAUUUUCCGUUAAGAUUAGUGAAAACGGUGGACUUAAAUCCCAAUAAGUCUUAUCUUUUCGUUUGUGUACCUCAUGGUAUUUUCUCGAUGGGGAUAAUUAGUUCAUUCGGAACGGACGCAUUGGAUUGCAAGAAGCUAUUUCCCGGACUUGAAAUACGUCCAAUUACUCUCGAUCAACACUUCAAAGUACCUCUGUUCAGGGAAUAUGUUUAUUCCUUAGGUUUCUGCGCUUCUAGCGUGAGAAGUAUCGAGUAUUUAUUAUCAACACCGCCGGAAAGCCCGUAUACAGGAAAAGCUACAAUUCUUAUUGUCGGUGGUGUUUCCGAAAUGAUGGAAUCUACGCCAGGCACUUAUCGUAUUCUUUUGAAAAGAAGAAAAGGCUUCAUAAAAUUAGCAUUAAAACACGGUACAUCAUUGGUUCCUGUCUUCUCCUUUGGUGAAACGGAUUUAUACAAUCAAAUAUAUCGUCCAGAAGGAUCGACUUUUAGACGUAUACAGAAUCAUAUUCGCAAUCUCAUUGGCGUACCACCCGUCGUUUUCUCGGGCAGAGGGUUCUUUCAAUAUUCAUUUGGCCUUAUUCCGAAGCGAUUACCUGUCACCGUAGUCGUGGGCAGUCCUAUCGAACUGCCGAAAAUAACGGACCCCACGCCUGAAGAAAUUGACAUACAUCAUGAAACAUUCAUCAAACAUUUGGUUGAACUCUUUGAGACGCAAAAGCACAAUUAUAUAAAAAAUUCAGAAAAAGUUACUCUCGAACUCAACGUAUAAUGCGUAUAACUUUUUCUGCAUUUUUUAUAUAAUUGUGCUUUUGCGUCUCAAAGAGUUCAACCAAAUGUUUGAUGAAUUUGUCAUGAUACGUACGUGUCAAUUUGGUGAAACUGGCCUUUAGAGAGAUGCAAAAAGUUUCACAAAGAGGGUGAUCUGAAUUAGCAUCUUAAGGGGACCGGGAGGGUCAGAUUUCCAGAAAAUCAUGCUUGUUUUUCGAAAUAUUUUGACAAUAUUUUGACAACAUUUUAACAAUAUUUUGACAAUAUUUUGUGACAAACCAAUUAAAUGUGCGCGAAAGUAAAAGAGGUAUAUUAUACAUAUAAACACUAACAUAUAAAAAGUAGAAAAAAAUAUAUUUUUUAUAUUAACAAAUACGCAUAUAAAUAUAUGAUGUAUAUGGUUGAAGUAAAUACCGCUUUUCUUUUCAAGAUCGUCGUUUUGCAAUAAUAUCUCGGCUCUCGGUAGUCUGAUCAAGGCGAAUUUUAAUUAGAAAUCUUGAGGAAGCUUAUCAUUAUCCGAUAAAUUACUACAAGAAACAAUAAAUCGAAUAAAAAUUGACAAAAUGGCAGUUAUUAUUAAGAAAAAAUUCAAUUUUUUCUGUCCUUUUACAAUAAAAAAAUUAAUAUCUCAAAAUAAAAUAUAUUUACGGGCUUGUCCAUGAUUCACCUGAGAGCCAGAUGAACGAACAUUGCUUUAAAAUUAAAAUUAAUUUGAAGCUUAGUUUCAGAGAAAUCACUGCAAAAAGUUACAAAGUAAAACUUGGAGAAAAGCGCGUUUAAAUGCGAUUUACACAUCAAUUAAUCAUACUUUAAUUAUGAUACUUACUUACUUUAAUUAAUGAUACUUACUUUAUACAAAAAACUAUUAGAUAAUAAUUUCAAAAAAUAAAAUUUAAAAAAUUGAAGAUUUGACUCUCCAGUCCCCUUAAUGCAUCUAAGUUAUGUGCAUUAUAUACACAUAUGUAUAAGACUGUGCGUAAACAACAAAAUGUUACAUUUAUCUAAAA
This is a messenger RNA of Temnothorax curvispinosus, 2226 nucleotides long. RefSeq names its product diacylglycerol O-acyltransferase 2-like. The transcript has 6 exons. Lineage: Eukaryota; Metazoa; Arthropoda; Insecta; Hymenoptera; Formicidae. Gene Ontology annotation, biological process: triglyceride biosynthetic process. Gene Ontology annotation, cellular component: endoplasmic reticulum membrane. Gene Ontology annotation, molecular function: diacylglycerol O-acyltransferase activity. Bases 171 to 1220 code for a protein of 349 amino acids. The record is from RefSeq and is a predicted model, not a curated record.